UUACUCGCGUAAACGCACGUGCGGGAAUAAAGUGCGGCACUUGGGAGGGCUCUAGCCGUCCUCACGAACCUCCAAUUAUUCCGAUCAUUUCUAUAAAAUAAUUCAUUUCUCCCAGUUUGAUUAUCAAAUAAAAAAGUCCCUCUGAAAUAAUCAAGUCAGUGAGUGCAAGUUGAAGCAAGUUUUAUCAAUAAAACACAGUGAUAAAUCCCCCUAUUCAAACGUUUAAAUCACACGAUUAGGGACAUGGCUCUUGGGUCACAAGUCGAGGCAAACGGCGACGAUGGUGCUGUGAAAAUACCAAUGGUCAACGGAAAAAAAGAUGUACCAGAUGAUGCACAUAAGGACGAGGGUUCAGGCACAGCCUCCACGGAGGUCCUGGAGAAAGGGGAGGUAGAGGCGACGAAAGAGUGUGAGAAGGAGAAGAGUGAGAAAGAGAAGGACAACGACGAAAAAGAGAAGGAUGGAAAUGAUCAAGAGGUUGUUUUUAUUCAAGAUAUGGGUUUUACAGUAAAAAUAGUGAGCCCCGGUGCUGAGCCCUUUGACAUUCAGGUGUCCUCCAUGGAGCUGGUCCAGGAGAUUCAUCAACUGCUCAUGGACCGAGAGGAUACAUGUCACAGAACAUGUUUCUCUCUCCAGCUGGAUGGAAACACUCUGGACAAUUUUGCAGAGCUGAAAAAUAUCGAGGGUCUGAAGGAGGGCUCGAUAAUCAAGGUAGUGGAGGAACCCUACACCAUGAGAGAGGCCAGGAUUCAUGUGAGACAUGUCAGGGAUUUGCUGAAGAGUGUUGAUCCUGCUGAUGCUUACAACGGAGUCGAGUGCGGCAGUUUAAGUUUUCUGAAUGUUGUUACCAAUGGAGAUAUUCUUGAGAAGAAAAAAACAAGAGCUGAUGCCGUUGACUGCACACCUCCUGAUUAUAUUAUUCCAGGGGGCAAGGAGAGGCCCCUAUUGCCACUACAGCCACAGGCCAAGGAACAGAAGUGUUCUCCAUGUCUUAAAGUAUUAACAACCUCAGGCUGGAAUCCCCCACCAGGCCAUCGUAAACUUCACGGUGAUCUCAUGUACCUCCAAGUGAUAACUCUUGAGGAUAAGCAGUACUAUCUAACCGCCUGUGCUCGAGGCUUCUUCAUCAAUCAAUCGACGAAGGAGACUUUCAAUCCCAAGCCAGCUACCCCCUCUCAUCUGUGUCACAGUUUGAUUGAGCUUAUGAAUCAACUUUCUCCCGCUUUCAAACGAGGCUUCACAGCGAUGCAGCGCCGGAGGACUCAGCGUCAUCCAUUCGAGAGAGUAGCAACACCCUAUCAACUCUACGCCUGGUCUGCACCCCAGACGGAGCAUACGAUCGAUGCCAUCAGGGCUGAAGACACAUUCUCAGCUAAAUUGGGGUAUGAGGAACAUAUUCCUGGACAAACGAGGGAUUGGAAUGAAGAGUUGCAGACCACUAGGGAGUUAUCAAGGAAAAAUCUGCCCGAGAGAUUGCUCAGGGAGAGAGCCAUCUUCAAGGUUCAUUCUGACUUUGUUGCUGCUGCUACUCGAGGGGCUGUGGCUGUCAUCGAUGGAAAUGUCAUGGCAAUUAAUCCAGGGGAGGAGGCCAAGAUGCAGAUGUUCAUUUGGAACAAUAUCUUCUUUUCUUUAGGUUUUGACGUUCGUGAUCACUACAAAGAGCUCGGUGGUGAUGCAGCAGCCUUUAUAGCCCCUCGUAACGACCUUCAAGGGGUCAGAGUCUACGCAGCAGUCGAUUUGCCUGGUCUCUAUACCCUGGGAACAGUUGUAGUUGAUUACAGAGGUUACAGAGUCACAGCUCAAUCCAUAAUCCCAGGGAUCCUCGAGCGCGAGCAGGAGCAAUCUGUUGUUUAUGGUUCGAUAGACUUUGGAAAAACUGUUCUGACUCAUCCUAAGUACCUGGAGUUGCUCAACAAAGCUGGACAGCAAUUGAAAAUCCUUCCUCACAAGGUCAUCAAUGAUGCAAACGAGGAGAUUGAACUCUGCUCCAGUGUUGAAUGCAAGGGGAUUAUUGGAAACGACAGCAGACACUAUGUUCUGGAUCUACUGAGGACGUUUCCACCUGAUGUUAAUUUUUUGAAGCUUGAGGGCGUUGAGUUGAGCAAGGAAGCACGAGCUCUGGGUUUCCCGGUUGAACAUAAACAUCGACUGGCUUGUUUGAGACAAGAGCUCAUUGACUCGUUCGUUGAGGCUCGCUAUGUUCAAUUCAUAAAACAUGCAGCAGCUCACCUCCAGCAGCUGACUGCCUCCAAGCUCUCCCAAAAGCCUAAAGAGUCUUCUGACUCGUCCAAACCUUCUCAAGACCCUAAGUCUAUCACGGAGUCCAAGCCCAUCGCAGAGUCGAAGCCCCUUCCUAUUGACUCAAACAAAGAGACCUCUGUAGCCUCUUCCAUCGAGGCCGACGAAGCCAAAAAGAUUGUCGAGAGCAUAACCGACUCCAUCACCGGAGGCGAGAAGCAAGAGUUAGAGGAAUCCACCAAAGAAAUAGUUAAACGUGCAGCAGCCGCUGUUGGCUCUCUCCGAGAGGCAGAAUUCGACGUCAAGUUUAAUCCUGAUGUCUUCUCUCCGGGAGUCAAACACCCCGACCCCACUGGAGAUUCCCUCAAGAAGCAGAGGCAACUAGUGAUAGAUGCUGCCGACUUCCUUCUGACAGUUCAGCUUCCCACAUUCAUCCGUGAUUGCCUCGAUCAUACAGCAGCAGCAAUGGAUGGUACAACACUGAUAGAAGCCCUCCACGGUCGUGGUAUCAAUGUUAGAUACCUCGGAAAACUGGCUGCCAUGUUGGCAGCAGUCCCUCAACUCAAAUAUCUUCAUAAAAUCGCUGUUUCUGAGCUGAUCCUCCGAUCCUCGAAGCACAUUUUCACGUCGUACAUGCAGGCAACAGAGCUCAUGUACCUGUCUGCUUCGAUUUCCCACUUCCUCAACUGUCUUCUAUCUUCUUCCCAAUUCGUCCACCCCCAGCUGAAUCUGGAGGAGCUACAAAGCAAGACAGCAAAGCGCAGGAACAAGCGCAAGGGCCGGGCCAAUGGUCCACAACAGUCGGAUGUCGAGUGGGCUUCGCUGACACCUAAAUCCCUCUGGCAGCAGAUCAAAACGGAUCUCAAGGCAUACUACGACUGGGAGACCCCAUGCCCAGAGUCUUUUGACACUACCAUCGAUCACUUUGAUCUCCAGAAGAUCUCGUUGUUGAGGAAUUUCUGCGUGAAAACUGGAAUUCAGAUACUUCUGAGAGAAUACAACUUUGAAACCAAGAACCGAGCGACUUUCUUCGAGGAGGACAUUCUCAAUAUUUUCCCUGUCGUCAAGCAUAUCAAUCCUAGAGCAUCCGAUGCUUAUAAUUUCUACACGACAGGCCAGAGCAAGAUACAGCAGGGCUAUCUCAAGGAUGGGUAUGAGCUCAUAAGUGAGGCACUCAAUCUACUCAAUAAUGUUUAUGGAGCAAUGCAUCCUGAGAUUGCUCAGUGUCUUAGAAUGCUUGCCAGGCUUAAUUACAUUAUGGGUGAUCACGGCGAGGCCCUUGCCACUCAGCAAAAGGCUGUUCUUAUGAGUGAAAGGGUCAAUGGCAUCGAUCAUCCUUACACGAUCACUGAGUACAUACAUUUAGCUCUCUACUCAUUUGCCAAUGGACAAGUCUCAGUGUCUCUGAGACUGUUGUAUCGAGCCAGAUAUCUUGCACUCCUUGUCUGCGGUGAAGAUCACCCGGAAGUCGCUCUCAUAGACAGCAAUAUCUCCCUAAUACUUCAUGCAGUGGGGGAGUACGAAUUGUCCCUCAGAUUUCUUGAGCAUGCACUGUCUCUCAAUCUCAGAUAUCAUGGUCCUCGAUCUCUCAAGGUCGCUGUCUCUUAUCAUCUCGUGGCAAGAACACAAAGUUGCAUGGGAGACUUCAGGGCAGCGCUGAAUAACGAGAAGGAGACUUAUGCCAUUUACAAACAACAGCUGGGAGAGGAGCAUGAGAAGACCAGAGAGAGCUCUGAUUGUCUCCGACAUCUUACACAACAGGCAGUUGUUCUUCAGAAAAAAAUGAAUGAAAUUUAUACUGGCAAAAGUGGAGUCUCACUUCCACCCAUUCAGAUACAACCACCAUCUAUGGGAAGUGUUUUAGAUAUGCUCAAUGUCAUCAAUGGAAUUCUCUUUGUUCAAAUCAGCCAGCAGGAUAUUGAAAAUCUGAAGGCUGAGAUUGAGAAGAGGCAGAAGGAACAGGGCGAGGGUAAGGACGAGGGUGAGGGGAAGGAGAGAGAGAAAAUCGAGGAGAUUGAAAGCUGAGUUUGAUCAGGGGGAAAUGGAAAGGAUCUUUUGAGGGGCUCAAUGUCAUUUUUGCACCUGCAGAAGUUUUUUUAAUGAGAAGGGAUUCGUAACAACUGUAUAGGUGAAAGGGGGAGUAGGGGUUGUCAUUUUAAAAUCGUGGGCAGAUCUUCAGGGUGUGUUUUACCCUAUCCGUAGAGGAAUAGAUCGGUUUUGUUGGUCAGUGGAAGGGGUAGAGGGAUAAAUGGUGUAAAUAGUUUCAAGGUUGAGAUUGAGAAGAGACAGAAGUUGUGGGAGUGAGUGAGAAAAUAUCGAGAUUGAUUGGAGUUUGAUCGGAAGUAAAUGAGACAGAAGAUUUUCACAACUGGGACAUGUUUUUCCGAGAUAGGUAUGAUAACAGCUGUUUAGAGUGGAGGGGACGAGAAAGGGACUUGUGAUUUUGAAAUCAUGAGCAGCAGGUGUUUAGGGCAUUUUUUACCCCAUGAGUAAAGCAAUCCAUUUUUCUUGUCCUGAAGAGUGACGUGUGAUGGGGGGUAAAUGAUGUAAAUAGUUUCGAGUUAUGGUCUAGGAUCAUUGCGAGUCACUAAAAACUCAAUGAUAAUUUUUUUUUCCUAGUGUUGUCUUUAGUAUUAGCAACGAAACGUACGUUGAAAUGGAAGCAAAUUGUUUUCGACUCGGGUGAUAGGAAACACUGGUAUGUGGAUGACGAAAUUUGAAUGGGAACGCUUCUUUGGUGCGAGAUAAGAGAAUAAUCACUCAUGUGACGGCAGGUGUUUCGGUAGAGAAGGGUGAAAUUGUUGAGUGUGUGAUUACGGGCUUUUUCAUGAAUUAUGGUCGCAUGAGACUGGGAACAUUGGACUUUUGAAUCAUUCGUGAAUUCGUGCGAUCCAUUUUUACCGCUCAUUAUUUUCUUUUAAUUAUCGUAGAAAGGCAAAUAGAGUAGUUAUGAAUUGAAGAGUGAGGCUUGCGAGGGAUGGAGAGGACAGAGGUAGAGUCUAUCGUUACAAUUGACUCUAUUGAUUGUUAUACGCUUGGUAUUGGCUCUGUGUACUGGCGAGGGGAAUUUAUUGCUGUAAAAUUCAAAAAUUUUUGCCUUAGCACAUGUCUGUAGUGGAUUUUCAUUGUUAUCUCUUUUUUUCUAACUUUUGUUCAAACCCAAUUCAAUUCUAGAUAUCACGAUUGAAUCUUCGUCGGGUAUCAACCUAGACAGUUUACGGUUUUAGAACAGGUUUAAAUUUUUUACAAUUCCAGCGGAAAUCUCCUCGUCUAUCUUAUGGGGAAAAUCAACUGUUGAGUCUUCAACGCGUCUUCAAGUCAACCAAUAAUGAAUCCCAAAAUGCAGUGGAAGUGAUCCUCGUUUAAUUAUAAUAGUGCCGAAGAGUAGCUAAUAGUUUUUAGUGAUAGGAAAACUAGUCGCUAAGCAGUUAUCGUUACCAAUAAACAGGAAAAAAAAGUCAAAAAAAAAAUCAUUUCUAGCACAAAAUGGAAAACCAAAUAAAAAAUUUGGAUUAAAAAAUUAUCAACGGUUUAAUUUUUUUUUUAAUCUUUUGUAUGAAUUCGCUUUUUCUAUUUCAUUGGAGUUACAAGAGAACAAAUGAUAACGUUACUAGUUGAAUAAUAUAUCGCACCUGUUAGUAAUUACUAUAGGAGUCGAAGAAAUUAAAAAAUUUGAUGAAUAGAAUCCGGUAGAACAACUCAAUGAGGAGAACUCGAUGGGUGUAACGAGCGAGAACAAACGUUUCGAAAGACAUGUGCGUAAGUGAAUAAAAAAUUAGAUAAAUAUCUGAUUUAACGUAAUAUGAAUAUUAUAUAUAAUCUGUUAUAUAAUUUGGUAAUGAGAACAUUGUGAAAAUGAACAAUUACGCCAAUAAAAGCCAUUUUGUAUGUAA
Molecule: messenger RNA, 6131 nt
Organism: Diachasmimorpha longicaudata
Lineage: Eukaryota; Metazoa; Arthropoda; Insecta; Hymenoptera; Braconidae
Gene: clu
Product: clustered mitochondria protein homolog
Exons: 2
Coding region: 244-4263 (1339 amino acids)
Biological process (GO): intracellular distribution of mitochondria
Cellular component (GO): cytoplasm
Molecular function (GO): protein binding; mRNA binding
Source: RefSeq, a predicted model, not a curated record